AUGGAUGGUAGUAGAGACUCUAGUGUGACAGAGCAAGAGCUAAUUUACAUACUGUACUUAAGCAAAAACGGGAUUCCAGAAGUAAAGUUCUUCAGCAUUGAAAGCGUGAAGGCAGCUGAUGCAGAAGGUCUUAAAUCGUCACUGGAGGAAGCGUUUGAGUGUGUUGGAAUUUCAUGCUUUGCAAGUCGAUUGCAUGGUCUUAAUGUUGACGGUGCAAGUGUCAAUACAGGCAUUCAUCGUGGUCUUGGUGCAAGGAUCAGAGAACUGGCACCGUGGUUGACUGUUGUCCAUUGUUUUAAUCAUCGACUUGAAUUGUCGGUUAAAGAUGCUUUUAAAGGGACUUUUUUCGAUGAAAUAGACAUGAUGUUAUUAAAACUAUAUUACUUGUACAAGAAAAGCUCUAAACGCACAAGGGAGCUCGAAGCCUUCGGGGAGAUUUAUGACAAAGUGAUAACAAAGCCAUGCAAAUCGUCAGGAACUCGUUGGGUUGCACACAAGGUAAACGCUAUGGAGAUCGUUCUGCAGAACUAUGGUAUUUUCAUGACUCACUUGGAAUCCCUUUCCCAAACUGAUUCUCAAGCACUCAAGCGUGCCGAGCUCGAAGGGUUUUUUAGGCACUAGCUUCAAGCGAAAUACCCUCUACAUUUGGCUAUUUAUCUUGAUAUUUUACAGCCAGUCCAAGUAUUGAGCCUUGCAAUGCAACAGGAAUUACAUGACCCUGUUGUACAAGUUAAGCAUAUUAAUGAGUUUGGCUGGUCCAUGUUAAAACUUAACGCUCUUCUCACAGAAAGCAUUGAUAAGAAUACUUCUCGAUUAACAAAUUAUACAAAGUUCUUGAAAGAAGUUACAUGUGUAGAAGGAUCCUACAAAUAUCAAGAAAUUAAGUUACUUAAUUUUGAUGCAAGCUCAGAGAAAAUAAAGAAGUCAUACAGCGAUGUUAUCUCGUGCUUGACCGCGAAAAUGAAUGAGAGGUUUAAAGAUCUCCAAAGCCAUUCUGUCAUUAAAGGUAUAGCGAUUCUUGACUGCAGUCGCUGGCCAAGAGACGACCUUAACCUAUCUGUCUAUGGCGAGAAAGAAAUCGACGCAUUAACCAAGCAUUUCUCUUCCUUGCUGUCCAACAACGGUUGCGAUAUUGACAAAAUUACGACUGAAUGGGACUUGCUGAAAUUGGAAGUUAACACUUUGAUAUCUGGUUGUUGUUCCAUAAAGUACCUUGAUGUUUGGCAACGAGUGUUCAGCUUACCGGAUCGGAAAUCCCUCGAAAAUGUGUUGCAUAUAAUUGAAUUGCUGCUUAUCACUCCCACAACAAAUGCAAAGUUAGAAAGAAUGUUUAGUCGUAUGAGUCGGAUGAAGAAUGACUGGCGCAAUCGGUUAACCCGUGAGCGUUUAGAACACAAUCUUCGCAUUGGAGAAGACGGUCCCUCCAUCAAAAACUUUGAUCCUGAGGAAUCGAUCAGGCAUUGGUCAAAUGAAAGGAUACGAAGAGUCAAGGGUGCAAAACCACACAGGUAUCCAAAGAAACGCAGAAAAACCGAAAGGUCGUCAUCAGUAGAUGUGGUUACUUAUUGUAUGUCAGACUUUGAAAGCGAGUCUUCUGAUGAGGAAUGA
Molecule: messenger RNA, 1608 nt
Organism: Paramuricea clavata
Lineage: Eukaryota; Metazoa; Cnidaria; Anthozoa; Malacalcyonacea; Plexauridae
Source: the annotation of a GenBank genome assembly